Messenger RNA from Bacillus rossius redtenbacheri, 13737 nucleotides. RefSeq names its product proteasome activator complex subunit 4B-like. Gene Ontology annotation, biological process: proteasomal ubiquitin-independent protein catabolic process. NCBI's taxonomy places the organism in Eukaryota, Metazoa, Arthropoda, Insecta, Phasmatodea, Bacillidae. The record is from RefSeq and is a predicted model, not a curated record. The coding region runs from base 161 to 5656 and encodes 1831 amino acids. Gene Ontology annotation, cellular component: nucleus; cytosol. The transcript has 35 exons. Gene Ontology annotation, molecular function: proteasome binding; peptidase activator activity.
AAAGCAAGAGCCCCAACAUGGCCCCUGUAGGAUGACUUUUAAUUCAAGUAGUUUCUUAGUCACGUAAUCAUACGAAGAGUAAUGCACUAUAUGUCAUUACUGUGCUAGUAUCAGACCGCCAGCGUGAAGUGUGCUUAAAUUGUUCGGGAAAACUUUCGAAAUGGAUGAAGAACUUAGUGACAUAAAACGUCAACGUAUUGAAAAGUUGGGCUUCAAACCCCAAAAUGAAACAGUGUUCAAUAAACUGCUACCUUAUGCUGAUUAUCUGGAUGAUUUAUCAGCUAAGAUGUUUGCAGAUAUGAAGGAAAAUCUUGUCAGAGCUGUCAUGAUGAGUGAAGUUCGACCUGGUUGUGUGAUUUGGAGUGCAAGACUUACCGACUAUAUAAAUCUUUUUGGACUGAAGUUUUCUAAAGAGGACCACGUGGCUUUAGUCCAGCUUAUAUUUGAGCUCAUUACGAUUCCUAAACUGGAGCCAGGGUAUGUGGGAAAACUGGCUCAAGCCUUAAUCAAACUUCUGAAAAAGAAGGAACUCCUGUCUCCCAAUGACCUCACGUUACCUUGGAGACCAUUAUACAACUUAUGUGAACGUAUCAUGUCAACAAGUGCCACAGCCAUAGGAAUAUACCGAUAUUACUCGUCCUUGGACAGCACCCUGGAAUCAUUAGUACGCACCGUAAAGCCGUACUUCCCACUGUCGGCGACGAAGGAGAUGUUUGACGAGUGGCGGCCCAUGUUGUGUCCGUUCGAGGUGACUGCCAUCGGCUCCGCGGUCGAGACCAUGGAGUGGUUCCUGCCGGUGACGCUGUCCCCUGAAGACAGUCACCUGGGUUACAAGCUGUGGUUCUCGGAGCUCAUGGCGUUGUGGGAGGCUUGUCACAACUGUGCGGCUUGGGAAGAGAACAUGAUGUGGAUAAUGGCGCGGCUGGCAGAGAAGAACAUCGGCUACAUAGACUGGGAGCCGCACAUGCCCCUGAUGUUCACCAGGUUCCUGCGCAGCUUGUCUCUGCCUGUUUACUACAAGAAAACAUUCACCUUGCGCAAGAGCAAGCUCGACACGUCUGCCAUCGCUCUGUGGAUCGUAUCCACGCUGGGUGGAGGUAGCAGUGCACAAAAGUACCUGGACAAAUUUCUGAAGGAUUUGGAUUCCUACUUCCAUCCGGCAAAUUUUGGGCCUUGGCACGCAAAACUCAAGGAACUUCUACGAAAACUUCCAGUGAGCUUUGUGGGAAGGUUGCAUAGCGAGCGCAUCAAGAAGCUGAGGUGGCAGACCCCUGUCCCGGACAGCCACAAACUGACGGAGGACGACAUCACGCGCUUCGUGGAGUCGAUGGCUCCCGUCGCCAUGCGCGCCAUGUUCUCCCGCCUGGGCAGCACCGACGUCUCGGAGGCCCUGCUCAACCUGGCGAUGCUGCGGCCCGGCCUCAUCGUGCCGCAAGUGGUCGACCGGAUGUACACGAACCUGGGAAGCAUGACGGAGCCGCACAAGCUGACGUCGGCCAUGCAGUGCGUGGUCGCGGUGGCCCGGCCCAUGGUCUGCGGGCAGCGCCUGGGCCACAAGGAGGGCCCCACGCACGUGGUGCCCCUGCUCCUGGCCACGCUGCCCGGGAUAGACCCCAACGACUGCAGGAAGUGUCUUGUCACCCUGCACUUCGUGGCCACGUUCGCCUCCAUGGUGCCUUUCGUGGACUCUUCCAUGGCCCCGCGACACUGGCAGGACCUCACGGAGGAAGAAGAGGUAGUGUGCGCUGCAACCGCUGAUUUCGAAGACUUUGUCUUGCAGUUCCUAGACCGUUGUUUCAUGAUGAUAGAGAACAGCUCGUUUGAAGCUACGCGGCUCGAGCGUGAUGAGGAGAAACGCAGUAAACUUGAAAGUGUGGUUGAGAAUUCACUAUCUUCAACCAUUAACACACUUCUCUCCCAAACCUCUCCUGAAAUAUUUAAGAGUGCUCUGAAGAAACUCCACUCAUUUGUAACAAGUCGAAUUCUGGAGUCAAACGUUGCCGGGCAGUUCUGUGCUUCUGUAUGCCGGGUUUUCGCGAGGGUAAACGGUAAGGAGACGCUGCGGAUGUUAGUUCCUUACUUAUGCGAUACAAUCCUGCCUUUAGUCGAGUCUGAGGAAAGCUUGAAGGAGGAGACUCUGGACAGCGAACUACUGUAUAAACUAUUGAUUCUGUCACAGGUGGUUGGGUGCCCAGGAUCAGCUCUGGUCCCGUACGUUCCUGCGAUCACGAGCGUCUUGGAUCGUACGCUCCACCUCACGUGUCGCAAGGGCUACCUUUCCGCCAGCAGGCUGCUAAAGAACUUGCUGAACGGACUGUCGGAACUGACUCCGAUGGAGUUCCAGAGCCUGCCACGAGCGUUCAGUGAGCCCAUCAGCAAGUACUUGCCCGUCAGGCAUUGGGGCACGUCAGGUGAUAUUGAUAACGUGAACCUCAAGUGGUACAUCCCAGGAGAGGACGAAGUGUCCUGCGUACAGGGUAUAAUAUCCCGGUAUCUCACGAAGGAGCUUGACACUAUCGACAUGUAUGUAAAGGGAGAGCUAUCUCUUACAAGGGAAGAGCUCCAUUGCUCACUGAACAUCAUCCAUUCUCUCCUGGAGUGCAAGUCGUUACUACCUCUGUGGGAGGAGGAACCUAUUCACCUCAUCAGAGGCGAGACUCCGUCCCACCCGUUCAAGUUGCAGUUGCCUCUGUGCGACAAACACGUGGCCAUGCCGGACGGCGGGAACGUUCGGAAGACUGUCGUGCACGCUAUGGACAGACUUCAGGAAAAGAUGCUCAAGGAUGCUGAAGACGAUAUCAAAUCUUUGUUUGUUUUAAUCACGAUCUGGGAGAGCCUGAUGUUCGACAUGCAGUCGGCGAAGGGCUCGUUCGAGAUGCACUGGAAGUCGCACCACACGGUGAAGAAAACCCUCGGCAGCAAGCUGUUCGGCAGGAACAAGCAUCUGCGGCUGCUGCUGAUCGACCGCGCGACCCUCCAGCACGACAUGCUCAACCAGAAGGUGUUGCUGUGGCUGACACCCACGCAUCGCACCAUCCUGCUCGACCUGAUGACGCUGUCGACCAGCCACUACAGUGAGGUGCGAUCUCGAGCUCAGAACAGACUGUUCAACACGUUCAAUAAGUUUUACUAUUCAUACUCAGCGUUGCUCCCAAACAUGUUGGAGAAUUUGAAAAAGGAUUCCAACCAACACCAUGAACUGUUCAAGGGCACGCUGUACGUGCUGCUGGGGCCGAAGCAGCUGCCGGUGGUAACGCGGCGCGACUGGGGCGUGCUGCGGCAGCUGUUCCCCGCGCUGGUGCGCUCCCAUCCGUCCGAGAAGCUGUCCGUCAUCAGGCUGCUGGAGAACAUCAUAGACACGGUGCACAAGCUGCUGCCGACAAUCACCAUAGCCUUGGAGUUUCCUGACGACUGUCUGGCUGCAGCUCGUAGGCUGGCAAGUGUUGGCACUCCUGUUCCUGUCGUCGCGGAGAAGGAUGUCGAGAGAGGCAAAGCCUUGCAGGAAGCCAGGAACAAGCUCAAUACUGAGAACUACCUGGGACUCCUCAACACUUUGCUGGACAUAGUGCAAGAGCAGCAUCUGCAUUGGAGGUUUCACAACAUGGCUAUGAGUUUCAUUCGUGAUUUGGUUCACCCUGACAUCAAUUACCCAGCAAGAAUUGUGAAGUGUAUUUUGUCAACUCUUACUUAUGAUUCUCUUGAGCUUAGGAAGAUAGCGAUCCGCAGCACGAUGUUCGUGCUGAAGCAGCAGAAGCGCGCGCACGCCAAGGUGCCGGUGGACCCUCUGAGCCUGGGCGGGGAGCCGCGGCCGUCGCUGGGCGACCUGCGUCCCGGGGACCGGCCUGACAACCGCUGGGUGCAGUACUGCAGCGACACCCUGCCCCGGAGCGCGGAGUCCUGGGACCAGCUGCGCUACCUGCACAGGCCCUACCACGGCUUCUACACCUGGCCCAAGGAAGUGAAGAUGUAUGCGCCGCCGAGUAAGCAACCAAGUCUUGUGCGCUCCCAUGAAGAGAUGAGCCCGGAGGAGCGAGAAGUGGACUUGUUCUUUUCCAACAGCGAGAACAUUGAUAAACUCAUUGGGUAUUUCUCCCUCGAAGAGAAGAAAGGAAAGGACAAGUUCAACGGUUAUCGCUUUAUAAUGUUCAAGGGAUUGUUCCGUAACUUUGGAGAUCGCCACUUGAAGUACUUCCUGCCUCACUUGGAGCGCCUCGUGGCGGACAAGCACGAGAGCAGCCAGCGGUGUGCGGCCGAGAUUAUCGCAGGUCUGAUCCGCGGCACCAAGCACUGGCCGUUCGAGAUGGUGGCCCGCAUGUGGGAGCAGAUCCUGCCCAUCAUACGCACGGCACAGGCCACCAUGACCGAGGAAACCAUAGGCGACUGGGGCGUGUGCUUUGCCACUGCGUCUGAGGUAAGGGAUCCAAACCGCCAACAUUGGCUGUUAGAAAUGCUUAUGGAGGAUCCACUUCGUGAUGAAGCUUCAAUUAAAGAUUGCGGACGGUUGUACACCUUGCAAGGCGCCCUGAACCAGCAAGAGUGGAGGGUUGCGGAGUUGUUCAACAGACUGCUGGAGUACCUCAAGCCGUACCUGACACAUCCGUUUCAGAAUGUGAGGGAGAGGUUGGGGAGUGUUUUAACCAAUAUCUUUGAGACGGACCUGGUGAUCGGGGAAGGAGCAGGAACCCGCUCCCCUCACAUUGGGCAGUUUAUGUCGGAGAUCACCCCACAGCUGGAAGUUCUCUACCAGCAGGGGCCUGAAGCUGAAAACGGCCGUGCCAACCAUGUGGUGGACAAAGGUGUAGUACAAGAAACAAAAGAGCAGAUAAGUGAAGAGGAGAAGGACAAAGCAAUAAGGUUACUUAAAACAGUGUGCAGGUGGUUCAACGUGAGCCUGACGCGGGCCCAGUACGGUGCGAUACCUGCGCACUACCAGCUGUUUGCGCUCGUCUGCCUGAUGGAGAGCUACGACAAGGACGAGGAGGUCGGCAAGUCGUGCUCCGUGGUUCUCAGCCACCUCAGCCAGGCCAUCAUGCUGCCCCGGUACAUCCCCGCCGCCCUCGACUCUUUCCACAAGACCUCAAAAAGUGUCUCGUGGUGCGCUCGCCUUACUUGCCUUGACUUCAUGCAAGUUAUGGUCUUCCACAACAUGCCGACAUUCCACAGCAGUAGCUCGUGGGUGCAGCAGAUAAGUGAUAUUGUGUUGACUCUGCUGGAGGAUGAUUGGCUGGAAGUGAGGGUGAAGGCUGCUCAGGUCCUCGGAGGCCUUAUUCACUGUGAUUUCAUCAGCAAUCCACUGAGCUUGCUCGAAGUGUGCAAAACUAAGGCGAGAACGAAGCUGAAGAAGAAACUGGUAAAUAGUGCAGUUGUGGAUCCCAAGAGUUAUCAGCUCCUGAAGAUACGUCACGCUGGGAUACUCGGGUUGUGUGCAUUUAUCAAUGCCUACCCGUAUGACGUACCAGAGUUUAUCCUAGACAUAUUUCUGGUCUUGGGAGAGCACCUGAAUGACCCACAACCCAUUCCCUCGACGAUUCGCAAGACGCUGGGCGACUUCAAGCGCACGCACCACGACGACUGGGAGCAGCACAGCCUGCGGUUCACCGAGCAGCAGUUGACCGUCCUCAAGGAUCUCACCAUCCCGCCAUCCUACUAUGCCUGAAGAUACCUGCUUCACACAUCUUACAAUAUCUGAGACACUUUUAAUGCAGUAAUUCUGUUGACACCAAAUAUUAUUUUUCUUAACUCAUCGCUGCUCAGAAGGUAUAACGUUGUUGAUAUUAGCUUAUAUACAUAUAAUGUCCUAAUCUAAGUGAUAAUUGACUAUCACAAUUAUUUUGCACACAAGUUGUUAGAAAAUUGGCUAGCAAGACUAUUUAUUGAAAGUUUGAUAUGUGCUGUUACUGUUUCAUGGCCAUGCUAUGGCUUUUUUCACAUAAUAGUAUUUUUAUAUCAGAUUGAAAUUGUUGUAAAUUACCAAACAAACUGACAUUUAUGACACGUAGCACCAUUAUAGUAAUUUAAUUUGAAAUUGGCGUACUAUUGGUGCAUUAUGAAAUAGUUUUUUAUUACUGUUUUACUUAAGUAAGUUUUUUAUAUAAAUAAUAGUCAGGUAUAUAUUAUUUACAGGUUAAUAUUGUUAAAACUAGCCAAUUGUGCAGUGUUUACUGUGCCUAAAAGACAUUUUUCACAUUUUUUUUUUAAAUGUUUCGUAAAAUUUAAUUAGUUCAUGCAUAUAAAAAUGUUACAUACUAAAAUGCAACUACAAUUUUUAUUUUAAUAUUUAUACUUUACGAAAUGCAUUGUGAGCAAAUGAAAUUUCUGCCCGUGUAGAGUACAAGUGUCAUCGAUACUGUGUAAAAUCGAUAGUAUCAAUGUCAAUUAUAGAUCUAAAUCCUCGAUACUUACAGUAGGCUAUACUGGAAGAAUUGUAAAGCUUAUGCCUACACCAGCUAGCAAGGAAGUUGUUGGCAUUUCGCCAGCUACUUUCGAUCUUGAAUGAUUAUUAUGCAGUUUGACUCGUUGCAAAGAUCAUCUUUUUUUCACAAUAUAAAUCUACAAACCAUGUGAAAUCAAAAAAUGGUUUUUACCUCAUUUUAUCGCUGUUAUUUUUGUCGUACAAAUCAUAUUUGUAUGAAUAAUAGGUAAGGUAAGUGCACCGGUACUCGUCACUGCUCCAAUGGUCAUCACUAGCAACUUCAAAUGUAAAUAAUAGAGAAGUAGCUCAAUAUAUCGCCAACUUAAGUAUUGACAAAAAUUUGGUCGACGUUCUAGCUGAAAUUACCACAAUAGUUUUCGGAACAAACACUAUUUUCAAUCAAAAAAAGUCCGUGCAUCAAAAGUUCGUAGAGCAGUGAAGAUAAAUAGGGGAAUUCCUAUACUAAAACACUAAGGACGUUAGUGCACAUUUUUACUUCUAAUUCUGUAAUUUUUCAUGUUUAUUCAUGAUGUUUUGUGCUGAAUGUGUUAGUUAAAUGUUCUUGAAGAGGUGAAAGUGUUUAUUUAAAAAAAUUCGUUUUCUUUGUAUGAUUUAGUUAGGGUGACGAAAACUGGAUCAAUAAAAACCUUGUAUUGCUAGUGUUCGUCAUACCUGACGAGCACUGGUACAUUUAAUAUUUUAUUUAAAGUUGUGCUAAGUUACACCCUAAAGUUCUUAAAUAAUAUUGGUUCUUUGUUGUUAAUAGACAAAGUAAGUUAUUAUGAUCAGAUCCAGUAGUUGUCACCUAUGACGACUUCCGAUGCAUGUGUAUGACGACUUCUGGGUCGGAAAUUACUUUACUUUAUUGAUUGCAGAAAUUGUGUAGGCAUUGUUGUUUACAUUAAUUUAGGGGUCAUUCGAUAUAUAUUUUGACAUUAAUAAGUAAAUUAAACAUUGUAAUGUGUCUCGUUCUUUAAUUACAGGGCAAAAUGCCAAAACGGAAAAUACUGUUGUAUGAAGAGUCAGCCAUGGAAGCUGCUCUUAAAGAUGUAGCGAAUGGUAUGAGUAUAAAAUGAGCAGCGGAAAAAAAUAGUGUGCCAAGGAACACAUUGUCCGAUAAACACAAAGGCAAAUCGCCCUUGGGUAGGAAGAUGGGCCCUGAUUCAUUUUUAAAUUUUACUUGUGAUACUGCAUAACAUGCUAUGUUAUGUUAUGUUGCAGCAACGAAUCGAGUCGUAUUGCGUACGCGUACAGUAUGACGUCGCGUAAAUAAUAAUAAAUAGAAUAUAAACAAUUAACAAUAUUUGAUAAUUAAACCGUUUUUGUUAACCAAGAAACAAUUAAAUCUCAUUAGAGCGGCUUUAUUAUAUCUCUUUUAAGAUAAGAACAAAAAAAAACGUGAAAAUACGCGAUAGUGAAAAACAAAAACAUACAUAUUUCUAAUUUGUAAAAAAAUACUUUGUUACGUUGUUUCUGUUCCAAUCUCAAACUUUGUCUACACACAUAAUACCUUUAAUAAACAGUAAAAAAACUUAGACGAGGAAUUUCCAAAUUAUACUUUAUUAAUAAACAAACAUCGUUCUUUGUAACGUACAAACAUCGUUCUUUGUAACGUAAAUUCAUCGAAUAUGCGCGCGCAUGCGUAAAAUAUACGAGAAAUGCGAGUAACAAAAUACAGCCGUGUGUAACGUUUCGUUACUCGUUACUAGACGGCACACCCGUUACUCAGUAACGAAUACAUACGGUUUGCUACAGCUCUAAUAUUUUCAUGUUAGUUGUGCUGUCCCUCUUUGUUCCGUGAGUGCUGUAAGUAAAUUCAAAAUUUAAUGAGGAUUAUUCAUUAUAUUACUGAACGAUCUUUAUGAAAUGCCAUUUUGAUGUUUAAAAUAUAGUACCAAAUAAAAUUUGAAGCCCAAAUAGUACAAUACUAUCAUUCUGGAUCCAUGAAUUAAAACUAAUGCAGCCGAAAUCGCACAUGACGACUACUGGCACAAACAUGUGACGAACACUGGCAAACACGAAAAUUUGCAUGACGACUACUGGCUCGAAAUCACACUUUUUUCAAAAUUAUAAAUCUACAAAAAUAAUUUGUGUUUAUCGAAGAGUGUUGGAUAGCAUUGUAGAGUAAAGUUUGAGGUUAAAAACAAACAUGUAGGGGCAGUAAUACACCUACGAGGUUGUGUACACAAUUUUUUUUUUCUAAAACUCUUCUUAGCAUGACGACUACUGGUACAUUUACCUUACCUAAUUUUUUAUUAUGGUGUAAGGAUUUUAUUAAAAAUGUUUGAAAACAUUAAAAAAGAUUGUGUUUUUUUUAUUAAUUGUUAAUUUAUAAUAAACAAUAACAUACAUACAUACAUUGUUUUUCUAAAAGCAUCAGUAUCAAGUACCUAGCUUAAAACAGAAUCAAAAAUUGAGUGUUAAAAUUUUUUUAAUGUCCUUACUUUGAUUUUUUGUACAUUGUGACAUAAUAUUUUAAUAAUUUAUUACAUUUUUUUUUGAAAAGUACAAGUUUAAGAUACUCGAAUUAUGUAUAUGUACUAGUUGUGCAAAAUAGAUAUACAUGUUUUCAUUCAUAUUAUCUGCUAUUUCUUGCAGGAAGUUUGGAAUCUAAACACACAGUAAGUCAUUAAUGAUGUAAAACCAAAAAUGUUAAUAUUCAGAAUUGCAUCUAUCUCUUACUGGAGACACAGGACUUUGGUAGUUCAGACUGUUAGGUCAUACACAACAUGUGUACAAAAGAAACCGCCUGUGUAUACUUGGAAUAUUAAACUGGUAUUAAGAUUUUAGUGUAUUGAUGAAAUGUAUAAAAUUAAGUAUUAAAUUGUGUGAAGUUUGCUUCUUUGCUCUUUGGCACAGUUUUUUCAUAUUUGCGAACUUUCCCUGACUCAGUAUGUUUAAGUAGAAUUGUACCUAUGUCAUUUAAGUGAACAAUUAAUUUUACCAUCAAAAUCUAAGUUUUAUGCAUUCUAAAAUGCUCUCCGACUCAUGAAGCAAACAGUGUUUAAUUUUCUGAUGAAAUAAUCAUAAUUUUCACUGUAGAUCUGCAAUUUAAAGUUUUGGAUCAUAUUUUUUAACUUUAAGAUUCAGUCUUACACACCAUGUUAUAUUUUUUGUUUUUUGCUUAUUCCAAAAUUUUAUGAAGAAUUAUUUAGAAAAGUGAACUAGAGAAAUUAAAUUGUUUAUAUUUCCCUUCUUUGGAAAUAACUUUUAGUGACCACAAUUUUUGAGCAAAAAUUAUACUAGUUAUGAUUUUUUGUGAAACAUUGUACGGUUUGCAGAUUACCUCUAGAAAAUAUCCGAUGAUAUGAUUAGAAAUAAGCCAAAUAGACAGUGUUUAUUUUAUAAAAAAUCUGUAGGAUUGGCCGUACAACAAUGGGAGAGGCUGCACCAUGAGAGGAAAAAUUCAGUACCAUUUUAUCUUGUUUACUCACAACUUUUUUUUAUGGCUCCAUAAAUGUUUACUUAGAAUAAUGAAUAUUAUAGUAUUCAAAUUUUAAGCCAGUGUUGGAAAAUUCAUUUAAAAAAUUAACAGUGCAAUUUAUUAUUGACCAAACAAUUUUGUAUGUUUCAAAUACUCUGACAAGUCCACUGAUACCACAAAUGUUGAAUUUUAUUCAAGUGUAGGAAAUCAGGCAGUUUAUCCAUCUUUAAAGUUUGUCUUUGUAAAUAAAUUUUAGCAAAUUAGAUUGGCUAAUCCUGAGCUAUUAUUGGAAACGUGUGCAUACGAUGGAACCAGUUUACUUCAUCUUUAGAAUGCUACCAAGUCCACCAAGCAGACUGAACAAAAAAUUAAAUAUUUUUUUAUUUACUUAAAAUUUAAAUUAAUUGGUAGCAUGUGAAUUUCCAGAGCUAUACUUUUUCAGUUCUAGUGUUAAUUUUAUAUUUUCUAUGUAUGGAAUCAAUAAUUUAUGAAAGAAUUGUAAUUAUUAUAGAUUAAAAACUUUCACAGAUAAGUUGUUAUAUUUUGCUUACUUCAGAAACAUAAUAUAACACAUCACAGUGGAAGUCUGAUGUAACUUGGAGAAAUAUUAUUAAAAGUAUUUAUAAAAUUAAUUUUAUAACUUUUGCGGUACGUAUUUAAAAACAAAAAUACAAUAUUUGUCAAAAAUUAUUUUUUUUAUUUCAAUGAUAAUCUGUUGUUUAUAUUUUAUUUCAUUUAUUUAUUUUCAAGUUAUUAAGAUUUAAGUACUAAUUCGUGCAAACAAACUUUUAAAAUUAUUCUACUUUUCAUUAGAAAGUAUUUAACUAUGUUGCACUGUAAAAUAAAAAUUUAUUAAAAGGAUUUUUUUUUCUUUUAGACCUUGUUUAUUUAGGGUUAAUUCUUUUAAACAAUUUCGUAAUUAUGUUAAGGGUGAGACAUUUCAAAUUAAAAAAAAAUUUUUUAGUAACAUUUUAACUAGUUUUUGUAGUAUUUUAUCCCUGUGCUUUGUCUUAAACUAAAGGUUAAAGGUUACAACUUAACAUAAUAUAAUAACACCAUUGGAUUUGCUUUAUAGUCCAACUUUAAUUUUUUUUUAGUUUCCACAAUUGUUUAGUGCAGCAAAAAAACUACAUGAACCAUUUCACUAAUUACAUUUUAUGAACAUAUUUUGGCCAUUUUACCAGUGUUAAAAUUGGUGAAUACAGUUUUAACUAAACCUACCAUUCCAACAAACAUGUAUCAAACAAUAUUUUCAAGGUUAUUUGUCAUGUGUGAAACCCCACAAAUAUUCUCAAAAAAGUGAAAAAGAUCACCACAUAAAAAUAAAUUAAUAAUGUCUGUCUCCUUUAUAUGAAAUUAAGAAGCUUUUUUUUCCUGUAAAUUUUAAUACUGAUAACAGCAGUAGCGGAUCCAGAGUGGGGGCUAAGGGGCUCAAGCCCCCUUCAAAAGCAUCUGGGUCCACUAUUGUUUUAGUGUUUGCCUUGAUAAAGCCUAGCCUCAGCUGGGUCAAGCCCCUCCCAAACCAAAAUCCUGGAUCUGCCACUGGAUAACAGUGAUCACCUGCUGUUAGCUAUUCCAUUCUAUUUCGAGUUUGCACUUAUCCAUUUGAGUAUUGAAUAUUAUACUAUUAAGUAGCAAGAUAUCAGCUAUUUUAAUCCUAAGGUGAUUCAGGGUUUAGUGUGUAUUAAUUAGUGACAGCCAUUAGUUAGGUUUGGCACACUAAAAAAAAGUGCAUCAUAGUUGUGUUGUUAUUUCACCGAUCAAAUGCACAUGAAAUGAACAGAUUUCCUCUUGAAUAUCAUGUUCAGCCGAAGGCACGCUUUUAGACUGACUAGAUCGCUUGUUGAUGCUCAACAGCAUAGCAUAUUUAUUGUAAUUAAUAGAAAAAUUUGUUUUUACUUUAGUAAUGAGGUCAUAAAUCAAUGGUGACAAAAAAAUAAAUAAACCAAAAACUAAAACCUCGGUCUUCUUGACCUUUAAACAAAUAUAAACUUUUUAACUCUGAAUUAAAAUUCUUAUUUUACAAAGAAGACAGUUAAUACUCACUUCAGACUUCCACUGUUUAUGGUACAGAUGAAUUGUAAAAUAUUGACAAUAAAAUACAUGAAAUCUGCAAAACUAUUAAUUAUGUACCUGUAAUAUUGUGUUGUGAUUUCAUACUUUUUAUGAAAUAUGUAUUUAUAGGCUUUAAUAUUUAAACUGAUAAAUAAGUAUGUGAUGUCUAUGAUGAUGUGUGUUUGUGUUCGUAUUUAAGUCCUAAAUUUAAGCGGUUGGGCACUUGUAUAUUUAGAAAGUGGUUGAUAAUGAUAAUCGAAUUGGCCAUUGUACUUUUGUGAACACUAUUAUAAAAAAUUUUCUAAAAUAUUGCCAAUGUUUUUCUUAAAUAUUACUUAAGAAAUUUUGUGUAUAAUAUUUUAUUUAGAUUUUUUUGUGCCACUGUACAUUAAAUUUAUAGAAUGAAAAUCGUAGUUAUUUUUGUUCAUCAUUAAAUCUAAAAGUGCAACUAUGGUUUAACAGGCUGGUGAAGGUUACUUGCAAUUUGAAUGGAAACAAAUAUGAUAUUACAAGAAAGUGCAGUUUUUGUGUUGAACAUUAGGAGUACUGAAAAUCAUAUUAUAAUCAUUAAUAAAUAAAUUUUCUUAUUGUUCAGCAUUUAAACAGCAUGAAAAAUUGUGUCAUUUUGUUUUUUACUGCUACUAGCUUUUCUGUUAUGCUCUUGACUGUUAACAGCAAUAGUGUUUUUCCAUCAUUGCAUAAGUUUAUAAAUGCAGCUGAAUCAAAUAAAAAAUUUUAAAAUUUGUAUCACAUGCUCAGUUUUCAUGCCUUUAACAUAAUUUCCUCAUACAUCUUUCUUUGUAGGAACUUCUAACAUACACUCAAACAUAGUUAUAAAAUGUGUAUCCUAUCUGCUAGAGAGCACCAGUAAACUACAUUGUGGAACAGUAUCACUGAAGUUUCGCUAAUGUUAAUGAUUGCAGUAUUUUCAACAUCUCGUUUUACUGUAGAGAAAAAGUAAGGCUAAUUUAUCCAACUGAUUGUGUAUAGAAACAGUCGCAUACUGAAGAACCCUGUUAUGUUUUUCAAGGGGGCAUAAGGUAAAAACAUAAGCAGGAAGUAUCUAUUUAGCACUUAUAAGUGUUUGAACCUUUUCCAAUUGACUCAUCAAGCUUUUUAAACAAGUUUAAAUUUAAAAACCACUGAUGGAUACACUUGAAAUUGGAAUUUGUUUAAGCAAGCCAACAAUUUUUCAACUUCAUUGUGCUUCCAGCUAUUUGAAAUUUUUUUCCUUCAAGGUAAGGGUGCCAACUAACACGUAAUUACGAAUGUUAUGUACCUUCGAUAUAUCUAGUACACAGCACUAACAUGUAGCACUAGUGUUCUAGUACACUUAUGUUUUGCUUUUUCAUACAAUCCUAUUUGAACAAUCUACAUCUAUGGUACAGAAGUGAUUGUAAAAUAAAAUGCACUUAAAGUAAACCUUUUAACCUGUUAAAUUUCACAGAGGGUGUGUUUUUAAAACUUUUUUUUUUUUGCAGUUAUUGAAAUUUAUGAAGCAAACAUUAUAAGCAGGAAAUGCAGUAUUUGUGAAACCUUAUAUGCAGAAAAAUGUUGGGAUUUUAAAAAUAUGAUGUUAUAAGUAGGAAAACAUAAGCAGGAAUAUUAUAACAGUGUUAUACUGUAUCUAAUUCGAAGUUUCAUGAAUUUGGCUGCAAAAUAUGUUUUUAAAACUCUCUGGCAUCUUCAUAUAAAUUCAGAUAAUAUUUAUGGAAUCUUUUAAAAGUGUACCAGUAGUUAUUUUCUGUCUGAAUCAACGCUGUCUACCAUAGCUAUGUUUAUACCAUGCACCGAUUUCAAUACAGAAUUUUAGUGCAAGAUUGCCAUCAGUGUUGUUUCUAAAUCC